Messenger RNA from Manis pentadactyla (Chinese pangolin), 10418 nucleotides. It is a transcript of the gene SOX6, whose product is annotated as SRY-box transcription factor 6. Gene Ontology annotation, molecular function: DNA-binding transcription factor activity, RNA polymerase II-specific; RNA polymerase II cis-regulatory region sequence-specific DNA binding. The transcript is spliced from 16 exons. Gene Ontology annotation, cellular component: nucleus. Lineage: Eukaryota; Metazoa; Chordata; Mammalia; Pholidota; Manidae. Bases 1500 to 3983 code for a protein of 827 amino acids. The record is from RefSeq and is a predicted model, not a curated record. Gene Ontology annotation, biological process: cell fate commitment; central nervous system development; regulation of transcription by RNA polymerase II.
GACCUUUCCUAAUAGGUCCCAUGAAAAUAAAACAAAUGAUAAGAAUUAAAAAUUUUUUUCAAUUUAUUUUACCUGGUCUACCAGUCUGGUUCUCAAGGACUUAUCUUUCCAUAGUUCUUAUUUUUCCAGUUAUUAUCUUUUCCCUUAUUCUGACUAUAAGCAUGGGCUUUUGUAGCAAUUUGCAAAAUCACUGGCCACCAUGUCUGUCUUUUCACAUUUUAUUUAGUUGUUCAUUUCACGUCUCUCUGCUUGGCUAAGCAAGUCCUGCUCAUCAUAACAGGUAUAGAGCAGACUGGUAGGGGUCCACUGGGAUGGGAACAGCCUUGGGAGAAAGUUAAUAUAGCAGAUAAAAUGCAUUAGCCAAAAGAUGAGACAGUGAACACCAACAAGGGUAGUCCAUGUAUGUAAAAGAGAGACAUAAAAUAAGAGACUGAAGUGUUUCAUGAAGCAGAUAAAGCAAGAAAAAUCUGGUACUUAAAGAUUUAGGCAGGUAGGCUACAAUAAGACCACAUAUACCAAGUGGAGUUCAAGGAUAGAUUCUAGUUUCUGAGUAAUCUGCAGGUGGAAGGUUACCAAGACCAUCAAAGAAACAGGGUCACAGAUGGACUGGUGCACUUAGGUACAGGGAAACAAGGUAGAAUCCUAGUUACUGGAAUCAAAGGAAAAAGUCAAGGUCAAACUAGCAGCAGGAGUAAUUAAGUUCAUUCUGAGUCCCAAGGGAUUAUGUUGGAGUCUUUUUUAGGUGAGGUCAGAAAUGGUUCUAGAGCAGUGGGUUUCAAUCUUUUAAUGUACAUAAAAAUCACCUGGGGUGCUUCAAAUUUCUAAAGUGGGGCCCAGGUGUCUGUAUUUUUAACAAGUUCUAUACAUUAUUCUGAUGCAAGUGUUCACAGAUCACAUUUGGAGAAAAUUGCCAUGAAGCCUAAGAUGGCACCUAUUUUAGAAUAAGAGACCAAAGGAUUACAACUGUUGAGAGAGGAAUUUAGAGGUUGAAAGUUAGACCUUUCUACUAGGAGAAGAAUGUAUCUGUUAUGCCCAUAGCUGAUUUGUAGGUAUCUGCUUUUAAGAAAGCAGAAAACAUGGGCUGAGAUGCACUGGACUGGCAUGUUGGAAGCCCAUUAGGUUUUUCUCGUCAUGUAUCUUGUUUCUUGUGUUUUUAACCUUAGUUCUUUUGUAAUAUUUAACAUAAAGAUUUAUACUGUUUAGUGUAAAAAAGUAGGGCUGAUUGUUCUUUGUGCCUAAACUGUCCUCAUUUUACUUUCCAUUUGUUAUCUGCAAAUUGAAUUUCCCCUUUUCCUUCCCUCUUCAUAAGUUGAUUAGCAUGAGUUAGGUAGACUGCUGUAAUGCUAAGGGUUAACCAGAAGAGAAUUACAAAUGAACUAUCUAGAAAGUUGAUUAUUAAUCCAGCUAGAGAAGAAAUAUCCUUUUACUUAGCAAGAAUGAGUAUCCGAAGAGCUGAUAAUACUGUUCAGACAGUGAGGUGGAAUGGCCGAGCUUGAAGAAUGUCUUCCAAACAAGCCACCUCUCCAUUUGCCUGUGCAGCUGAUGGAGAGGAAGCGAUAACCCAAGAUUUGACCUCCAGGGAAAAGGAAGAGGGCGGUGAUCAACAUGUGGCCUCCCACCUGUCUCUGCACCCCAUAAUGCACAACAAACCUCACUCUGAGGAGCUCCCAACACUUGUCAAUACCAUUCAACAGGAUGCGGACUGGGAUAGUGUUCUGUCGUCUCAGCAAAGAAUGGAGUCAGAGAAUAGUAAGUUAUGUUCCCUAUAUUCCUUCCGAAAUACCUCUACCUCACCACAUAAGCCUGACGAAGGGAGUCGGGACCGCGAGAUCAUGACCAGUGUUACUUUUGGAACCCCAGAACGCCGCAAAGGGAGCCUUGCCGACGUGGUGGACACACUGAAGCAGAAGAAGCUUGAGGAAAUGACUCGCACUGAACAAGAGGAUUCCUCCUGCAUGGAAAAAUUACUUUCAAAAGAUUGGAAGGAAAAAAUGGAAAGACUAAAUACCAGUGAACUUCUUGGAGAAAUUAAAGGUACACCUGAGAGCCUGGCAGAAAAAGAACGGCAGCUCUCUACCAUGAUUACCCAGCUGAUCAGUUUACGGGAGCAGCUCCUUGCAGCCCAUGACGAGCAGAAAAAACUGGCAGCUUCACAAAUUGAGAAACAACGGCAGCAAAUGGACCUUGCUCGCCAACAGCAAGAACAGAUUGCAAGACAACAGCAGCAACUUCUGCAACAGCAGCACAAAAUCAAUCUCCUGCAGCAGCAGAUCCAGCAGGUUCAGGGUCACAUGCCUCCGCUCAUGAUCCCAAUUUUUCCACAUGACCAGCGGACCCUGGCAGCAGCUGCGGCUGCCCAACAGGGAUUUCUCUUCCCCCCUGGAAUAACAUACAAACCAGGUGAUAACUACCCGGUACAGUUCAUUUCAUCAACAAUGGCAGCUGCUGCUACUUCUGGACUCAGCCCUUUACAGCUCCAGAAGGGUCAUGUCUCCCACCCACAAAUUAACCCAAGGCUAAAGGGCCUCAGUGGCCGUUUUGGCAGGAGUUUGGACACCUUUGAGCAUGGCGGUGGCCACUCUUACAACCACAAACAGAUUGAGCAGCUCUAUGCCGCUCAGCUGGCCAGCAUGCAGGUGUCACCUGGAGCAAAGAUGCCGUCGACUCCACAGCCACCAAACACCACGGGGGCAGUCUCACCUACUGGGAUAAAAAAUGAAAAGAGAGGGCCCAGCCCUGUAACUCAAGUUAAGGAUGAAGCAGCAGCGCAGCCACUGAAUCUCUCAUCCCGACCCAAGACAGCUGAGCCUGUAAAGUCCCCAACUUCUCCCACCCAGAGCCUUUUCCCAGUGAGCAAAACGAGCCCUGUCACUCUGCCUACCAAGGGCAGCAUCCCCAGCCCCAUUGGAGGAAGCUUGGCAAGAGGAUCCUCUUUAGAUAUCCUGUCCAGUCUCAACUCCCCUGCCCUGUUUGGGGAUCAGGAUACAGUGAUGAAAGCCAUUCAGGAGGCUCGGAAGAUGCGAGAGCAGAUCCAGCGGGAGCAGCAACAGCCACAUGGUGUGGACGGGAAACUGUCCUCCAUGAAUAAUAUGGGGCUGAACAACUGCAGGAGUGAAAAGGAAAGAACGCGCUUUGAGAAUCUGGGGCCCCAGUUAACAGGAAAGUCAAAUGAAGAUGGAAAGCUGGGCCCAGGUGUCAUUGACCUUACUCGGCCAGAAGAUGCAGAGGGAAGUAAAGCAAUGAAUGGCUCUGCAGCUAAACUACAGCAGUAUUAUUGUUGGCCAACAGGAGGUGCCACUGUGGCUGAAGCACGAGUCUACAGGGAUGCCCGCAGCCGGGCCAGCAGCGAGCCCCACAUCAAGCGACCAAUGAAUGCAUUCAUGGUUUGGGCGAAGGAUGAGAGGAGGAAAAUCCUUCAGGCCUUCCCCGACAUGCAUAACUCCAACAUUAGCAAAAUCUUAGGAUCUCGCUGGAAAUCCAUGUCCAACCAAGAGAAGCAACCUUAUUAUGAAGAGCAGGCCCGGCUAAGCAAGAUCCACUUAGAGAAGUACCCAAACUAUAAAUACAAGCCUCGACCGAAACGCACCUGCAUUGUUGACGGCAAAAAGCUCCGGAUCGGGGAGUAUAAGCAGCUGAUGCGGUCUCGGAGGCAGGAGAUGAGGCAGUUCUUUACUGUGGGGCAGCAGCCUCAGAUUCCAAUCACCACAGGAACAGGUGUUGUGUAUCCCGGUGCUAUUACUAUGGCAACUACCACGCCCUCACCUCAGAUGACGUCUGACUGCUCUAGCACCUCAGCCAGCCCGGAGCCCGGCCUCCCGGUCAUCCAGAGCACUUACGGUAUGAAGACGGACGGCGGGGGUCUAGCGGCCAGUGAGAUGAUUAACGGAGAGGAUGAAAUGGAAAUGUACGACGACUAUGAAGACGAUCCCAAAUCAGACUAUAGCAGUGAAAAUGAAGCCCCCGAAGCCGUCAGUGCCAACUGAGGAAUGCUUGUUCGCCGAAUUGAAAUACUCUGACAUUUCACCUCCCCUCCCCCCACAACAAGUUCUUAAAGAGCCCGCAUGCAUUUGUGGCUCCACAAUUACAUCAGCAGAAUGGUCUUAAUUGUUCCGUAAUGUGUGAGACAGAUUAAGUUUUCCCUGAUUUUUCAUGAACUUGAGUUUUUUUUUGUCGUUAUUGUUAUUGUUGUUGUUGUUGUUUUUUAAAUUUAGGUGAAGACAUAUUAAAUAUGAGACACCAGGACUUGAAAAAUUAUCUUGACCCAUAGCUGUCUUACAAGUCUUAUAUUUUUGUCUUACUUUUUUUUUUCUUUUGGAUGUUGAUAAAGGUUUAAGUUACUGUUUUAGAUGGGGUUAAACAUUCUCACUCAGGUAUGCUGUGCCGGCCUACAGGUUGUGAAUGUGUUUUUAUUCUGAAUUAUUUUAGAAAACAACUGAGGAUUUCAUAUUGUGAAACAGAACAAGUCCACAGCGUGUGCAGCUGCAUGUAGAGCAUAUUCAAAAGGCCUCGGAAUUCCAUUUUUCCACGUGCAGAGUUAAACUUUGAAUGUGCCAAACUUUUUCAUAACUUUUGAAUCUUAAUAUUUUGAAAGUCUUAAAGGAGAUACUGCAAAGUCUUAGACAAUCUUUGGCAUCUUAAAAUAAAAUAGCAAACCACACUUUUUUUUUUCCAGAAAAUGGUGAAGUACUCAGGAAUCUGGAGACAAGAUAUUGUAAGGAAUGAACAAGGUUGCCACAGUGCAUGUACCCAAUCGUGUUUGCCUCUUGACGUGCCAUCAGUGCGUGACGUGGCAUAAUGUCUGCACGCCAGAGCGAUCAUCCCACCAGAUACUGACAGGGUGGUCUUCUCUGCCUGAGACCACCUCUCACUACAUCCAUUAUCCCUUUGCCUUUAACCCUGACAUUCAGUCUUAACACAUUUUCUCUUAAAUAAUUUAUUCAUUCCAGAAUGUCAAGGGUCCACUUACUAUUUAUUUAAAAAAAAUUGUUGGUGGCAUUAAUUUAAUAAUUCUUGUUUUUACCCUCCUUCCCUGAAGAACUUCUCAGCCCUUUUCACCUCCUUCUCCUGCUAGAUACAAAAGAUGUACAUAGUGAUUUUAUGUCCCCAGAGCAUCUGGAAGCAUUUCUGAAACAAGAUACUAUCAAAUAACUAUACCGUUUUUAAACAUGAGUGUAUACCUGGCUGUGGGGCUGUGUAUUUGGAUACAGGUGUAGAGUCUUAACGUUUCAACAAGUAUAUCCCUGAAGUUUGCUAGAACCUUGAAUCUCUUGCCAGAAUCUCACCUAAUUCAGUUCAGCAACAGGUGGUAGGAGCUGCACUGGUGACAUUUCCCCUGAAUGCCACUCAGCAGCAAGGGUCAAUUAUGGUGAUUGCCAGGCAGGAGAGUCCCACAGCCAAACCUGAAGCCCAGGGCUGCGGGCCAUGCAGGAGGCCCUCAUGAUGCUAUCAUAGGCAGGCAUCUUCUAGGGAGCCAUGGCAUCUGGCACACCUAGGGAGUUCUUUGCAAAAAUCCCCAGGAUGCAAGAAGCUACAUGACAGCCUCAAAGGAAAGAUAGAGGCAAAUAGUCAUGACACAUUCAUAGAAUGAGAGAAAAUCAUAGGGGAGGAGAAGGAGGGGAAAUACAUUCCCUCUACAGGAUGUUCCUACUGUUAACUCUGGGGAGCAGAUCACUCCUGGGGCAGCAGAUGAGUUCCUCUGGCUCACUCCCUCUCUUUGUGGCCACAUGGGAGGCAUGCCUACCUGUGAACAAGAUCAACUGCACUUGUCACACAAGGAUUUCCCUGGGGAUGUGCUGAUGGGCUGGAGGCAGUGAGGUUUCAUUUCCCAUCUCCUAACUACAGGUAGCUUGGUGAUGCCAUUUUGACCUUCCCGAAACCAGGACUGAUUGCCUAUGGCAGGGGCCUCCACAAGAGUGGUUCAAUGGGAGAAUGUCAGCUAAUGAGACAGUUAACCUCUUGGGACAACCCAGAAUCUGGUCACCAGGACAUAGGAACGACCCCAUCAGGUUUCUUGAGCCAUUUUGUCACUUGGAAGAAAAUAGCAUACCUUCAUAUUUAUCUAAAGAGUGCUCAAGGUCAUACCUAAUAGCAAUAAGUAGGUCUAGCCAAGAUAUUACUGGCUAUGUCAUUAGCUGGGAGUGCUCUCUGUAAGCUGAACAAAGGUACUGAUAGGAAUGUUUUGGUCUUAAUAUUGGUUGGGGAUUGGAACUUUGUUUUUGUACAUUUAUUUCAAAUGAGGAGGAGGCCAUUUUUCUCAAAAAUUGAGUAUUUAUUAUUGUCUUACUGAUUUUCUUUUGAUUAUAUACCUCUCCUCCUCACUUCAUUCUCAUGCUCUUUCUCUUCCUUGUGUUUCUGCUGUUCCCUCUCCCACUCCUUUUUUAUUCUGUUGCAUAGGUAGAGUGCUGUAUGGCUAGCAUUGUAUUGUACGUAAUUAAUUUUGCACAAAGGCAAACAUUUAGAAUAGUAGGUUAAUUUUGUUUGUUUUUAUGACCAUGCCAAAAUAAUAUUCUGGGCUGGUGGAGAACAAAGGACUGUUCUUUAGGACUGAAACUUGAUUUUGCUUCUAGUAAAAAAAAAAAAAAAAAAAAAAACCCAACAAAAAACACACACACUCACAGAUGUUGUUUCGUAAGUGUUAUAAGCACUGGAUAUAAAUGGUAUUUUUUAUCACUUCUGACUAAUGUGAAACUGUUGUACGAAAACUACAUGAACAAAAGUCAUCUGUUUCGACUCGUGUGGGCUUGCCUCACAGUUGCCGGAUUUGAGUCAUUUUUAUGUCUUGUUAUUUCAUUUAUUUAUGCAAAAUACAUGUGUGUAUGAACACUUUGUUUUAGCUCCAGCUCAGCCUCUGUACUGGGGUUCAGUUACUUCUAGCAACGUUCUUAAAAAUGAAAGGCUAUUCAGGAAUGAUCUGAUUGUAAAUGUCUCUUUCAUUGGGUCAAACAGUGAUGCUGUAUUUGAAUCUAAAUUCUGUGCAUAAGCAGUUUAUUUAUUAGCCAAGUUUGGCUCUAAAUAUCCAUGGAAAUUAAGAAUGACAAUCAUAGGGAUCAGUUCAUUUUAUUUUCAGUGGGGCUUAAACAAAGAUUUUAUGACUUUACCAUCUCAUUUUAGAUUUUUCUAAGUAUGUAAAUAUAACAUAGAAAUAGAAUUUAUUUUUGGUUCAUGAAUACUUAGUGAGAUAUAAGUUAUGUAUUUCCUUUUUGUUCUCUAUCCAUAUAUGUUGGUCCAGACUAGAAGUUGACAGUCACUAUACCUCAUAGGAGUAGUGACUUAUCAGCCACAGGGAGAAAACAGUGUCCCACCUGCAGCUGGGGCUGUGAAGCCUUCACCUGGCUUCUCAUGCAGUUUAGGAGCCACUUGCCAGAGACUCAGACUUUUCCUUUUUUUCUUAUAGAAUGUCAAUGAAUUGAACAUACUAAAUUUCCAGUACCAUUGAGAGAGAGUCAGUUUCCUUUGUGAAUCCACAUAAAUCUUAUCAGGUGGUUCUGUGACCAUUUAAUUACAAGAAGAAUAAAUGACAUUACAAAGGCAAAAACCUGCCUCUGAGAUUGGCCACAAAUAAAAGUCUCACCAUGCCAACCAGAAGAAAGAAUGUUGAUCAAUUUUUGUCAGUGCUUCCUAUUUCAAAUCGAAGAUAAAAAUUGUCUCCAUUUUGUUCAAGAACUUGCAGGAUUAGGGUUUUCCUUGUCACUGAGAAUAGGCACACUGACUGACAGAAAUCCUCUCCUAAAAACUGGACCACAUGGAAUAGGAAUGAAUGAAAGAAAGGCAAGAGGGAAAGAGAGAAAGAAGAUGCAUGAAAGAAAGAAAGGAAGGAAGGAAGAAAAAGGAAGAAAAAGGAAAAGAAAAGAAAAGAAAGAAAAAGAAAAUAGGGAGAGAGAAAAAAUAGAUCAAUCUGUGGACAGAAGCAGCCAGGCAGGCAAUUUCUCUAUUUCAUGGGCAGAUGUGAGGCAGUAUCUUUUCCAGGAAGGUAUGAAAGCUGUGUUUUCAAGUAUAUUCAACUCAGUCUUUAGGAGCAAGUCAGUUUGCUUCGUUUGGUAUUUGACCCUUCCCAGCCUUGUCCUCAGGCCUGAUUGAUUUGCCAGGGUCCUGACACUCCCAGGCCAAGUUCUAAAUACAGGUGUGGGCUCACAGUGCUGUUGAGUUUGUUAAAUCCUGGCCUCCCCUGAACAUGAGCCCCACUGGAGCCUGGAGUGUUUGAAAAGGGUGUGAUCACUCUAGGGCUGAAAUUAAAGGCUUCUUUCUUUUCCUUAUGAAGCCAGGCUGCUUCUUCAGAGCUCACCCUCCCAAGCCAGGAGCUCAGGAGCCAGCUGAAAGCAGGGAUUGUUUCCAGGAAGCCCGUCUGCCCCAGUAGGAAGGUGGCCUGGUCACUUGAACACCACAGCUCAGGCUGCUUUUUCUCAAUUUCCUCAUUUUGCAAGAGGUGACCUCUACCUACUCAUUUGGGAAAAGGAAAAAGAGUCAGUAGUUUUAAACCCUCUGAGAAGUCUGUAUGAAGUGCCAAUAGCUGUAGUUCUUAUGCAGCUAGAAGAAUGUAUUGAAAUGAUUACUGGGUUUUCUUUUAUAAUGAGAAAAUAACAAAAAGCGUUGCUGUAGCCUUGCCUGACUUUGUACCCGUUUGUCUAAGGACUGAGUUGGCACUUAAGCUCACUUCUCAGAGUAUAAUAUUGUAUGACCUCAUUUGUCCUUUCACAGAAGCACUUGCAUCAUUUCCUUAAGUCGUCUGCCCCCUGCCAUGUUUUCUUCUUUAAUAAACAACUUCUAUCUGUCAUUCCUGCCGAUUAUGUUCUGUUUCUGAUGCCAUAUACUGUUGAGCGUAACCCUCUGCUACUACCAUUGAAAAUACUGACAUGCAAACACAUUUCCUUUCAUCCUCAUCCCAUCUUCUCCUUUGAGGACUGAUGGCUUUCCCAAAGCUCAUUAACAAGUAUUUGGAAUGCUGGUACCUUUGGGGCAGGGCAAGAGGUGGGUGGGGGAGCGGGCAGAAAGGUAAGGUUUAACGCAGACACUCUUCUGAUUGGUGUCCGUGGCAAUCUGAAUGCUUGAAGGCAACGCGGUGACAAGUAUUGCUCAGUAGUUUCUUAUUCCUGAAGAACCACAGCAUAAAGUGAGGCCUCAGUGCUGGUGCUCUUGGAGUCUGGGGAACGUGCAAAUAUUUAACUUUUUUGUACGCUGCACAUUGUGCAUCUGCUCAUGUGCAUUCUCCCUUUGUCUUCCUUUGUCAUGUGUGUUUUUGCUUUUUUGAAAGUGCAGUCUUGUACCUUCUCCAGCUUGUAGCAUAUUAGAAUGCUUAGCAUUUAUGUUCCUUCAUUAUUGUAUUUGCCAUGUAAGAUUUUUAUUACCUUAGACAAGCUUAUAAGCUGUUACUACAUAACUUAUCUUACUGUAACUCUUUUUUUCCCCCCGACAUUGUACUUUGUUUGUGAUGUAUAUUGUGAGAUUGUAUUCUAUGUUAAUUUAAUCAGCACAAUUCACUGACAUGCUGGACUGACAUGCUGGCUGCUGUUUCAAAGUGUAAAGUUUGUAUAGGGCUGUUGGGACAACUGCAGCUCGGUUGCCAAGGUACUGUGCUUCGGUCCCUCUAGCAACACUGUGGGUGUGGCCCUGGAGAUGCUACGGGCAUUUACUACACCCUGGAGCAAACUUUAACUGCAGAUUUUCUUUGUAGAAAUUCUAUGUAUAACGCAGGUACCUACUUGGCCCAUGGCUGGUAACUAUUUGGGCAAUUAGAAAAAACAAAAACCAUAAAAACUAGUGUCUAUUGCUGCUUUGAAUAUGUUUGAAAGUCUGAAAAUGUAAAUAGUUUAUCAAAAAAAAAUCUUGUACAGUCCAGUGUAAAGUUUUUAAAUGACCUUAAGGGUUGCCAUCACAUCUUUCUCACACUCUCCUCUUGAAAAUGGGAAAAAAAGUUUGCUAAGGAUUAAGGAAAUGGGGGGAAAAAAAAAGGAAUCUCUUCAGAUUUAAAGGAAUGCAUCAUUGUUCUUAGCUCUGUUGCAUACACAAACUUCUUGAAUUUUGUUGUGCAGUAUUGAUGUGAGAUAAAACUCAACAUUGAAUAAUCUUUCAGUGGUACUUUUCAAAGUCUUCCCCUUCUCUGCCUCAUAAUUAAGGGAAAAGAAAAAAAUUGAAAGACACACUGUCUUUACCUAUCCUGGUGUGUGUUGGCACCUUAGCUACUUGUUUUUUUCCUUUUUUGCACAAGGUGCUUUCCUGAUAUGUUAAACAUGCCAUCUUUGGGUGAUAAUGUAUAUGCCAUGCCAUGACGGGGUCUAGGCCCCUCAGGGGAGUGUCUGUAAGAACUGCCUAUUUAUGCUCAUUUACCUCAAGACUGUCCUCUCUACCCUUAAUCUAGUCGUCAUCACUCCAUCUUUUGUACUGCUGUUGACACUUACAAAUUAAAGAUAAAUUUUGUUUUAUGA